ACUCCACACCACCACACCUUCUUCCUUCACAAUGGAAGAAGAGCAAUCAACAACCGCCACCUCUUCUUCUGGUUCAACCACCUCUGCACAAUGUGAAGCAGGAAAGAUUAGCAAGAGAGUGAAGAAGCAGCAAGUAGUCGAAAACGGGAGCGAGAAAGGAGCAAAGAGUGAUGGGAGUGAAGAAGGUAGUAAGCAGCAUCCAAUGUAUAGAGGAGUUCGAAUGCGUCAAUGGGGGAAAUGGGUAUCAGAAAUCAGAGAGCCGAGAAAGAAGUCGAGAAUAUGGCUCGGAACAUUUGAGACACCCGAAAUGGCGGCUCGAGCUCACGACGUGGCGGCUCUGACGAUCAAAGGCCGCUCGGCCUACUUAAACUUCCCCGAGCUAGCUAAGGAGCUUCCUCGUCCAGAUAGCUCAUCGCCGAAGGACAUUCAAGCUGCUGCAGCCAAAGCCGCUGCUAUUAGCUACCCUAACUGCAGCAGUAGCCAUGAAGCUCAUGAAGAGGAAGAAGUCCAGCCGGUUCAAGAUUCAUCAACUUCACCAAUAUCAGAUGAUCAUAACGAUGAUACAUUUUAUGACCUUCCUGAUCUGCUGUUAGAUGUUGGACAGUAUCAAGGUGAUCAUGAGUACUACUUUCCGGUGGCGACCUGGCAGCUCGGAGGAGCCGAUCCGAUUGAUACAAGUCUUAGAAUGGAAGAGUCUUUCUUAUGGGAUUAAAGAGCAAUAUAUCAAACUGUCACAACCGCCGGCUUAGCGUAUUUGGUCUUUGGAGUACAAUGCACGCUCAAAACAGGAAGUGAUCGAAGAUGGUCAAAGAAGAAGGAAUUCGAACUGUGGAGUAAAUUCCUUAGUUGUACAGAUUUUUUUUUUUUUUUUUUUUUUUUUUUGAGAAUGUUAGUUGUACAGAUUGUAUGGAUCGAAAUGUCAAAAUAACCAUGCGUGCCUAUUUAGAAAAAGAAUAAGAAAUUAGUGCACCAUUUUCAUGUAUUAUUUUCAGUUAUGAAAUAUAAUUGCUA
Messenger RNA from Rosa rugosa (rugosa rose), 1011 nucleotides. Its product is annotated as ethylene-responsive transcription factor ERF039-like. The transcript has a single exon. Gene Ontology annotation, molecular function: DNA binding; DNA-binding transcription factor activity. The record is from RefSeq and is a predicted model, not a curated record. Gene Ontology annotation, biological process: regulation of DNA-templated transcription. Lineage: Eukaryota; Viridiplantae; Streptophyta; Magnoliopsida; Rosales; Rosaceae. Bases 32 to 712 code for a protein of 226 amino acids.